AUGGGAAGGAAGAACAAAGACAACAAGAAUCCAGGCCCUGGUGCAUACUAUCCUGACGUCAAGCCAGUCACUCCAGCAUCUCCAGCGUAUUCGAUCUCCUGCAAGCCUCCUCCUCCCCACAAUGACGAAGGUAAUCCCGGACCAGGAGCAUACACUGUCGAGCAUGGAAAUAAGCGUUUUGGACCUGCAUUUACAAUUCCUGGUCGCCAUCCUUCUUCUCAUGAGAAAGACGAAAAAGCACUUAUGCCUGGACCUGGAGCAUACAGAGCCGACUGUGAGAUCAUUCAUCCUCGAGAUCCUGCUUACUCAAUGCAGGGACGAAGGUCUUCCUACCCAAAAGAAGUUCUACCUGGACCGGGUGCUUACGGUGCUGGAGCUUCAGAAAGCGGUCCGUCUUUUACAAUUCUGGCGAAAAGAGAGUCGCCAAUGUCUACAAGUGCCGAAACGCCUGGACCGGGCGCCUAUAAUGCUGGAGAGCGUCCAAAAUCGUCGGCUAUUUCUUUUGCUGGCAAAUAUGGACGAAGGUUGGAGGAUGACAGUCCUGGACCGGGAGCUUAUCCAGCAGCAAGUACUUUAACAGGUCCGUCCUUCAGCAUGGCACGAAAGCGACCACCACGAGAGGUUAUUGAGACGCCUGGACCUGGACAGUAUGCAGCAGACGCAGCCCUGGCUUAUCUUCAACACAAAGAGCCUGCUUUCAGCAUUGCUGGUCGAGGACGAAGACAGGUUGAAAUUUCUGGACCCGGGCCUGGUGCCUACAGUCCCAGGGUCGUGACUUCUGAAACCAGACGAGGAUGCAGUAUUUCUGGAAGGAAGCCUGCUAGAAAGAUGGAAGUCAGUCCCGGUCCUGGAGCUUACUUUUGGAAGACUGUCAAGAGGCCAGGUACUCCUGCGUAUACCAUUGCAGGGCGACACAGUAAAUCGCUUCAGGAAACUGGACCUGGGCCAGGUGCUUACAGUCCAGUAGAAAGCUACUGGGGUGGUCCGGCUUACAGCUUCACAUCCAGAAAGCUCAACAGGCCAAUGAGAGAGUCACCAGGACCAGGAGAGUACAAGGCCAGCACCAAGAAACUAGCCGAAUCAUCACCCGCUUUCUCCAUUGGCAUCAAGUAUUCUUCCAAGAAUUUUGAAUCUGGUCCAGGACCUGGAACAUACAACUCGAAAUCUUCCCUUGGAGGACCGGCUUUCACACUCUCUGGAAGAGGUGAUGAUGAUUAG
Molecule: messenger RNA, 1218 nt
Organism: Selaginella moellendorffii
Lineage: Eukaryota; Viridiplantae; Streptophyta; Lycopodiopsida; Selaginellales; Selaginellaceae
Product: outer dense fiber protein 3-like protein 2
Exons: 1
Coding region: 1-1218 (405 amino acids)
Source: RefSeq, a predicted model, not a curated record